This is a messenger RNA of Rhagoletis pomonella (apple maggot), 498 nucleotides long. Its product is annotated as mitochondrial import receptor subunit TOM20 homolog B-like. NCBI's taxonomy places the organism in Eukaryota, Metazoa, Arthropoda, Insecta, Diptera, Tephritidae. Gene Ontology annotation, biological process: tRNA import into mitochondrion; protein import into mitochondrial matrix; protein targeting. Gene Ontology annotation, cellular component: mitochondrial outer membrane translocase complex; mitochondrial outer membrane. The transcript has a single exon. Gene Ontology annotation, molecular function: transmembrane protein transporter activity. The record is from RefSeq and is a predicted model, not a curated record. The coding region runs from base 1 to 498 and encodes 165 amino acids.
AUGAAUACAAUCAACAAGACAACUGUGCGCAUAGCUGUUGGGCUGGCGAGCACACUCUUCAUCGGCUAUUGCGUCUAUUUCGACCGUAGGCGACGUGCUGAUCCCGAUUACAAGAAAAAAGUACGCGAACAGCGACGUCGCAAUCGAAAAAAUGCUGACCGAAAUGGAAUACCAAAUUUGAGUGAUCACGAAGCAAUUGAGCGCUACUUCCUGCAGGAGAUACAAUGGGGUGAAACAUUAAUUGCGCGAGGUGAAUUUGAGAAUGGUGUGGGACAUCUGGCCAAUGCAAUAAUCGUAUGCGGACAACCAGGGCGCCUGCUGGAAAUGUUGCAGAUGUCAUUGCCGUCACAAGUGUUUGCCAUGCUCAUACUCAAGAUGCAGGAAUUGGGCAAUCGUGCACAAGCGGAAAUCAACGAUGCACCCAAAAUUGUUAAGGUUAAGUCCAUUGAGAGUGCCGACAAUUUGAAUGAGAUCAGUUGCGGUCAAAGUGCUUCGUAG